AUGGUUCAACGUCGUGCAGCCAGGUUUGUCUGCAACGAUUAUGGCCAACACUCAAGCGUUUCUGACAUGGUGAGAGAUCUUGACUGGGACCUGCUUGAACACAGGCGCGAGGCUGCGAGACUCGUCCUCAUGAAGCAGAUACAGUGUGUUCCAAGAGAUUCGUGCGACCUAGGGAAACCCGGAGCCGCUUGUGGUGCUGACAGACAAUCAUGGGGAGGAGGGGCUCCUGCUAGGGCUCCAGCUCCGGGACACGCACCAGGCUAUCCUCCAGCUAGAGCUCCUGCACCAGGCUAUCCAGGAAAUCAACCACCUAGAGCUCCCACUCCAGGACACCCAGGUUAUCAACCGCCGAGAGCUCCUGCUCCAGGCCCUUAUCCGUCAGCUCCUAACGCUCCACCACCCCAACAACCUCAUGCACCAUCUGCCCCAGCACAUGCACCAGGUGUGCCAUAUGCUCCAGGAUACCAGCCAAAUUCCCCGCAAUACUAUCCAAAUGCUCCAUCUCCUCCAAACCAUGGCCCACAUGCUCCAGGUAUGCCUGGAUUCGCACCGGGAGCCCCUGGAGGUAGUGGCCCAUUUACUCAAGACGGAAACGGUGCUGGUGGAAGUUCAGAUCAGCAGUCAGAUGCACAAGCUCCUCGGGCUCCUGCUCCACCGAUGCCCCGUGCUCCAACAUACGUACCCGCUGCACCAAGACCACAGCCUCCGAGAGCUCCUGCAUAUGCCCCAGUUGCACCAAGACCGGCUGCACCUGUCCCCGCUGCACCAGCCGCACCAGUAGUUCCCGAAACCAGAUUUGCACCCGUUUCCCCAAGUGACGGUGGGGAUGGUGGAGAUGGAGGAGACGUUGGUGAUUAUGAUGGUGAAGUUGAUGCUGACUACGGAGAUUACGAAGGUGAAGGUUCAAGCGGCAGUGACGAAAGUAGUGGUAGUGGUGAAGAUUACUACAACUACGGUUCUGGUGAUAUUGAUGGCGCAGAUGGUGUUGAUGGUGCUGAUGCUGGAGACGGUACUGGUGGAGCUGAUGGGGCUGGUGGAGAUGGCGGGACUGAUGGGGCUGUCGGAGCUGAUGGGAUUGGUGGUAGCCGUGGAGGUGCACGUGCUCCUCGCCCUGGCUCGCCUCGUGCUCCAGGUAAUCCACGUGCCCCAGGAAGUCCACGUGCUCCAGGCAGUCCAAGAGCUCCGGGCAGGCCCCGUGCACCAACCGGACCGCAUGUAUCCGGCCGUCCAUAUGCCCCGGGCCCGCGACCAUCCGCUCCACGGGCACCUGUAGGACCAUUUGCACCUGCACCUGGACCCCAUGCUCCUGUACCCAGGUCCGGUGUACCCGUUGGAGGACCGCGUGCUCCAUCAACUCGGCCCCGAGCACCUGCAGGAGGGCCACGCGCUCCCCUACCUGGACCAAGAGCACAUAGACCUAAUGCACCUGGGCAAAGGAUUCCAGUACCACACGCUCCAACUCGCCCUUAUGCCCCAGGAGGACCAGCAGGACCAGGAGCACCAGGAGGAGGUCCUGGAUAUGCCCCCAGUGGAGGAAGUUGCAACCAUGAUCCAUCUGGUCAAGCAUGUUCCGGAGGAGUGUCUGGAAAACGAUAGAACUUUUAUAAAUACUGGCCUCAAAAAGUCCUUGGUGUUGCAGUUGUUUAUUUUAAGUUUAUCUUAAGUUAUGUGUGGAUUACUUCCUACUAAUUAGUUUAAUAUCAUCAUGCAUAAGGUAAUGGGAUUGA
Molecule: messenger RNA, 1727 nt
Organism: Lytechinus variegatus (green sea urchin)
Lineage: Eukaryota; Metazoa; Echinodermata; Echinoidea; Temnopleuroida; Toxopneustidae
Product: collagen alpha-1(I) chain-like
Exons: 2
Coding region: 1-1596 (531 amino acids)
Source: RefSeq, a predicted model, not a curated record